This is a messenger RNA of Melozone crissalis (California towhee), 3339 nucleotides long. It is a transcript of the gene LYVE1, whose product is annotated as lymphatic vessel endothelial hyaluronan receptor 1. The coding region runs from base 1851 to 2798 and encodes 315 amino acids. The record is from RefSeq and is a predicted model, not a curated record. Gene Ontology annotation, molecular function: hyaluronic acid binding; transmembrane signaling receptor activity. Lineage: Eukaryota; Metazoa; Chordata; Aves; Passeriformes; Passerellidae. Gene Ontology annotation, cellular component: plasma membrane. Gene Ontology annotation, biological process: cell adhesion. The transcript has 6 exons.
CACAGUAUGUAGUCCUUGAGACCUACAGAAUAACUAAUAAUUAGUUUCUGCUUCUACCUUAUAAAUGCCAGUGAAUCUUCUUACAGCCUUCUUCAAGCGGGAGCUAAGUCUGAUUACAGUAUCUGACUUUGCCAUGGCUUUGUAGAAGCAGGUGAGUACAGCACAAUGAGGGAGGGAAACAGAAAUUGGAGCUAGAACUUUGUCUAAAGAUCUCAUUGAGUUUUACCAAAUUCAGUUCCAAACCACAGCCCAAACACAACCUAAUUUUCAUUUCAUCAUUGCUAAUGGAGACAUGAUCUCACUGACCCCCAGCAUUCUCUUCAGGCCCUGUCUGUGUUACAGAGCACCAUCUAAUAACCCUGUUACAUGCUGCUGCAGGAGAUGUGCCUGUGCCCCAUUAAAAGUUAAUGCUAUCUCAUGUAUUGACCGGGGACUUUCUAAAUGCAGACCACAGUUUAAAGAGGUAGCUUUACACUGUUACACUUGUGUUUAUAGGACUCUGAAGACAACCUGGAGACAGUGGACAUCUAAAAGUUUGCUGAAUCACAAGUUGAACAUGAUGUAAGAAAAUCAUACUGUUGCAAAAAUAAAAAGACUGACACCAUUCUGAACUGGUAAAGCAGGUAUAAAGCAAUUUAUUAAUUAGUCUUGACAUUGGCAAGGUAUCACAUGGAGCAAGAGAGUGAGGCAGCAGGGGUUUCUUAGUUGAAGGAAAACUGGGAGCAGAGGCAUAACUCUUUAGAAACAUAAAAUAGUUGCAAAACAUAAGGGAGUAAAGUAUCUUCCAUGUCCAUUGCCAGCAGGAAAUAAGUGAUAGGCUUGUACCAGGGAAUAGCUAAGUCAAGUUAGUGUAGGGAACACCUUUGAACCGUAAAGAACAGUGAAGCACUGAACAAGAGCAUUAGAGGAAAUGUUAGGAAUGUGUCACUGGAAAUCUUUGAGAGCAGGUUAGACAAACAUCUGUCAGGAAUAACGUAGAUACAGCAGACAUGACUGACACUAAAGGAAGGAAUUAGCCCAUACCGUGAACUCCAUUCCUGCUCUGUGUUUAUUGGAACCUCCGGAAAAAAAAUCUGCUAAGACUUCUUGAAACUUAUAAAAUUAUAGCUGUGAGGACCAUCUGUGAUUUGAAUCAAUCCAAGGGAAUCACUCUUUGUUGGAAUGUCACAGAAGGCAGCAGUGAUUUGAAGUGGCUGCAACCUCUGUACCUGUGGUCUCAAGGAAUCCCAUUUACAGCAGUGUAUCUGCAAAUCUCGUAAAAAAUAAGUUUCAUAUUACCUCUGUGUUAUGGGAACUACUUUUGCAUUGGAACUCUAAGGAAAAAAAAAAGUAAAACUCCAUCAAGGCAAAUAGGACAAUGGGGAAUGGAUGCCCUUCCAGUUCCAAUAAAAAAGAAAAAUCUUGUGUGGCAUAUUGUGAUACGAUAGAAGAUUUGUUUUAUUUACCAGAUGAAUAGACAAACUGAAUAAUGAUCUGUUCAUCAGUAAAACAGGAAAAAACAGCAAAAGAAAACCUUCUUUCGAAGUGUUUACUGACCUAGCAGUGUAACAGCCUUAUCUCCCUUCCUCAGCCGUGCUUCUGAAUCAGCAGCAAUGACAUUUUCCAGCAAUCCCACAUGAAAGCCAAUGGAAAGGGUGAUGAGGGAUUUCCGCUCCGUGACCUCGCCCUGCACUGGGACAGCCACCACGCUGCCUCUGCCAUUCUUUCUAUGAAGCACUGCACUGACAGCUGGAGUUGCUUUCCAGAAGUCAUCUCAUCAUCUGACAGCAUCCAAUACCUUAACUUUCCUCAGCACAGGAGACAAACUACCUUGAAUUUCCUACUUUUCUGAGUUUUCCAAGCUGGUGGCAAUGGCAAAUUAUCUUGGAGUUACCUCAGCAGUGUCUUCCAUCUGGGUUAUGACAUUCCUGGCUCAAAAUUACUUUGUAACAGGUUCCAUUAAUUCACCUUGCAGGAUCAAGGGUAUAGGAAUUUAUCUUGAUCAGAAAGCGAAUUUCUCAGAAGCAAGUCAUGGAUGUAAUCAAUUCAACCUAGAGCUGGCCAGUAAAAUACAAGUGGAAGAGGCUUUGAAACAUGGCUUUGAAACAUGCAACUAUGGAUGGGUGAAAGAAGAAUUUGCUGUUAUUCCUCGGAUAACAUCCAACCAGAGAUGUGGUCAGGGAAAAACUGGAAUAGUAAAAUGGUAUGCUAGCAAGGAUAAAAAAUUUCAUCUCUACUGCUUCAAUUCCUCAGAUGUCCGGAUUAAUUCCUGUGAACCAGACCCAACUACACCUCCUUUAUCAAUGGCAUCAAGUGAUGUAACUGCAUCUUCAGCCUCUGAUUUGACUGAGAACACCACAGCAGUGUCUGCUGAGGCUGUGACUGAGGCAGGACAAUUCCUGAGAAAGAGAUUUCGAGUGGUGUGCGUGACUGAAACGCUCUCACCAACAGAGGCACCCACCACCACUCCAGUGCCAGAGGAGCCCUUCUCCACUGACUCUCCCAAGCUCACUCCCCACCUGGCCUUUAAGAAUGAUGCUGUUGUUUUUGGAGGUAUCCCCACUGCACUUCUUGUACUGGCAAUCAUCUUCUUCAUUAUCUCUGUUGUUCUAGCAGUCUGUUAUAUCAAAAAGUACAAGAAAACCUUACCAUUUAUAAACAAGAAGCAGCAAAAAGAAACAGUUGUAACUACUGCUCUCAAAGAGACAAAAUCCAAUGACCAAACACCUGAGAAGGAAACACAGAAUAAUGGAAAUAAGGUAGAAGACGGUAAAACUAAGCCUGAGGCCACAGUAAAGUGUCUAGAAGCAGAAGUUUAAAGGAAAGAAUGUACAGUUCUUGAUGGAAGUAUAAAAUAAAGCACACAGAACUUGGCAGUGCUUUAAACAUAAGUGAUUGUAAAUACUCAUAUUUUCUCCAUCUUUAACAUAUGAAACCUUGUUUUUUUAAUGAUUACAUCUUUGGCAACAAAUAUUCUUGCAGAAGAACAUGGUAUCCUAUUUACUUGAAAUAAAUUUUGCAAAUUCAUAUUACAGCUCAUUUUUCAUCUUUAAUAAAGAAGCAAUUAGGAAUAUGCUAUUAACAACAUGCACUGCAUUAACUAUUUGCAUGGAAUUUAGAUCAAUAUAUAACAAAAAGGUUUUUAUGUCUGGCUGGAGGAUGUCUGCUAGCUUAAUGCCUAAAAUAAAAACUGGCACUGUAGCUCUUCCUCAUGUAGAUUAGCUUAUUUCCAUUCAGUAGUUGCAUGCUGCUUAAAAAAAAAAGUCUGUUUACAAACAGAAGAAACAGUUCUGUUUACAAGGGAGUAAAAACUCAAUGGAUUAACCCACUGUCAAAUGCCCAAAGAAGGGUACAGAGAUG